Gastrolobium bilobum is the source of this 2520-nucleotide messenger RNA. RefSeq names its product ABC transporter B family member 28. The transcript has 16 exons. The coding region runs from base 31 to 2169 and encodes 712 amino acids. The record is from RefSeq and is a predicted model, not a curated record. Gene Ontology annotation, molecular function: ATP binding; ATP hydrolysis activity; ABC-type oligopeptide transporter activity. Gene Ontology annotation, biological process: transmembrane transport. Gene Ontology annotation, cellular component: membrane. NCBI's taxonomy places the organism in Eukaryota, Viridiplantae, Streptophyta, Magnoliopsida, Fabales, Fabaceae.
CACACUACUCUCCAUUGUUGAACAACGUCCAUGGCCUCUGCAACACUGUUUCAGUGCCACCCUCCUUUUUCUUCUUCUGCCUCUUCAAUCAGAACUCUGAAACCAACACUCUCACACUCACACUCACGCUCACUCUCACUCUCACUCUCACCCUUUCUUCGCCUACCACGCUUCUCUCUCUCCUCUACUACAACCCCACCACGUGCCUACGUCACAGGACCCGCAUCCGACCCGAUUUUCUGCGACCCGGAUCCGAAGCUUGAUAGGUCGCCUCCGGAUGAGGUCAAGCCACCAAACGUUAUAACCAGGAACCUUCUCUUGACCCUUCUCAUGAAGCACAAAUUGCGUCUUGCUGUUUCGGUUGCAGCACUCUUUGCCUGCACCACCUGCACUCUAUCCAUGCCCAUUUUUUCUGGGCGGUUUUUCGAAGUUCUUAUUGGUGCUAGACCAGAACCAUUAUGGAGGCUGCUCAGUAAAAUUGGGAUUCUGUAUGCCCUGGAGCCACUUUUAACUGUUGUUUUUGUUAUAAACAUGAACAUUGUGUGGGAGAAAGUUAUGUCAACACUAAGAGCACAGGUCUUUGGAAGAAUAUUGAUUCAAAAGAUUGAAUUUUUUGACAAAUACAAGGUUGGUGAACUCACUGGUUUGUUAACAUCUGAUUUGGGUUCUCUUAAAGAUAUUGUCAGUGAGAAUGUUUCAAGGGACCGCGGAUUCAGGGCAUUAUCUGAGGUCAUUGGGACAUUAUUCAUACUUUUUUCUUUAUCCCCUCAACUGGCACCCAUUCUGGCUGUUCUGAUGCUUGCUGUUUCCUUUUCAAUUGCUGUCUACAAGAGAUCCACUUUGCCAAUUUUUAAAUCACAUGGGUUGGCCCAAGCAUAUAUAUCUGACUGUGUAACGGAAACAUUUUCUGCCAUUCGAACAGUAAGAUCCUUUGGCGGUGAAAAGCGCCAAAUGUUCACAUUUGCUAACCAGGUUCUUUCUUUCCAAUCAAGUGGGAUAAAGCUGGGAACUUUCAAGUCUGUAAAUGAAUCCUUGACUAGAGUUGCUGUUUAUAUUUCUUUAAUCGCAUUAUAUUGUCUCGGAGGAAGCAAAGUUAAGGCGGGUGAGCUCUCUGUUGGAUCUAUGGCAUCUUUUAUAGGAUAUACUUUCACUUUAACAUUUGCUGUUCAAGGACUGGUUAAUACUUUUGGAGAUCUUCGUGGAACUUUUGCUGCUGUUGAGAGGAUCAAUUCUGUUUUGUCUGUAGUUCAAGUUGACGAUGCCCUUGCCUAUGGCUUAGAAAGAGAACUGAAACAAAAAGCAGUGGAAGAUGAAAACUAUAAAUUGUUCUUCUCAAAUAGUUCUGCUGAGAAAGACCAAAAAAAUUAUCUGCAUUACAUGUCAGCACUAAAAACAUCAAACAAUUUGUUUAGCUUAGCUUGGUCUGGAGAUGUUUGUCUUGAAGAUGUGUAUUUCUCUUAUCCUUUAAGGCCAGAUGUAGAAAUCUUACGUGGCUUAAAUUUAAGACUAAAAUGUGGAACUGUAACUGCACUGGUGGGUCCUAGUGGUGCAGGCAAAAGUACAAUAGUACAGCUACUGUCUCGUUUUUAUGAGCCAGCAAGAGGUUGUAUAACAGUUGGAGGAGAGGAUGUCAGAACAUUUGACAAGAGUGAAUGGGCCCGGGUUGUCUCUAUUGUGAAUCAAGAGCCUGUUCUGUUUUCGGUGUCUGUUGGAGAAAAUAUUGCAUAUGGGCUUCCAGAUGAUAAUGUUUCUAAAGACGAUGUGAUUAAGGCCGCGAAAGCUGCAAAUGCUCAUGAUUUUAUAAUUUCACUUCCACAGGGUUAUGAUACACUUGUUGGUGAGCGCGGCGGCCUACUGAGUGGAGGGCAGAGACAGAGAAUUGCUAUUGCCCGGGCUCUCCUAAAGAAUGCUCCCAUCCUUAUACUUGAUGAGGCCACCAGUGCCCUAGAUGCCGUCAGUGAGCGCUUGGUCCAGAGCGCUCUCAACCAUUUGAUGAAGGGGAGGACAACAUUAGUAAUAGCUCACCGAUUAAGCACGGUCCAAAAUGCCUAUCAAAUUGCACUUUGUUCUGAUGGGAGGAUUGUAGAACUAGGCACCCAUUUUGAGUUGUUGGCUAAGAAGGGCCAAUAUGCUUCACUGGUUGCCACUCAAAGGCUUGCAUUUGAAUGAAUUAAUACUAUGAAGGUGUUAAUACUUCCUGUUAUACGAAAUAGCAAUGCAUGAGACAUUCAACUGGAUAUUUUACUGGCUAGUCUAGUUUUCAAACUAAACAAGUCAUCUAUGGCAUUAGCAGAGAUAGUUUUUGCCUCAAAGUGAAUGCUGCCUGAUGACAUUUGGUGCUUGCACAAGGGUACUGGUUUGGUUGAGAUGUGUAUCAUAACAAGGGGAAAAAAGAAGAAGAAAUAGUGUAAUUAAUGGAUGAUUGGCUGUAGCUACUCGCAUGUCGUGGUAUUUUAGAGUACAAGGCCUCAUCCUGUUGCUUCAAAUUGAUUUUAUCAUUUCAUUGUUAUUUUGAUGCGU